AUGGGAAAAGAAAUCCAGUUAAGGCCUAAGGCGAAUGUCUCUUCUUACAUCCACUUUUUGCUGAAUUACAGAAACAAAUUUAAGGAGCAGCAGCCAAAUACCUACCUUGGCUUUAAAGAGUUCUCUAGAAAGUGUUCAGAAAAAUGGAGGUCCAUCUCAAAGCAUGAAAAGGCCAAAUAUGAAGCCCUGGCCAAGCUCGACAAAGCCCGAUACCAGGAAGAAAUGAUGAAUUAUGUUGGCAAGAGGAAGAAACGGAGAAAGCGGGACCCCCACGCACCCAGACGGCCUCCAUCGUCCUUCCUACUCUUCUGCCAAGAACACUACACCCAGCUGAAGACGGAGAAUCCGAACUGGUCAGUGGUGCAGGUGGCCAAGGCUUCAGGGAAGAUGUGGUCUGUGACGACAGACGUGGAAAAGCAGCCAUAUGAACAGAGAGCAGCUGUCCUGAGAGCUCAGUACCAAGAGGAACUCAAAGCCUACCGUCAACAGCGUAAUGGCAGGAAGAAGAGCCUAGUGCCAGCUGAGAACCAGUGCAGAGGGGAAGCUGAGUCAGGCAAAGCUGAUGGAUCCAUUUAG
This is a messenger RNA of Cynocephalus volans (Philippine flying lemur), 576 nucleotides long. It is a transcript of the gene HMGB4, whose product is annotated as high mobility group box 4. The coding region runs from base 1 to 576 and encodes 191 amino acids. Gene Ontology annotation, biological process: regulation of transcription by RNA polymerase II. The record is from RefSeq and is a predicted model, not a curated record. Lineage: Eukaryota; Metazoa; Chordata; Mammalia; Dermoptera; Cynocephalidae. The transcript has a single exon. Gene Ontology annotation, molecular function: DNA binding, bending.